Messenger RNA from Betta splendens (Siamese fighting fish), 1872 nucleotides. Its product is annotated as ras-related protein Ral-B-like. Gene Ontology annotation, biological process: Ras protein signal transduction. The record is from RefSeq and is a predicted model, not a curated record. The coding region runs from base 204 to 806 and encodes 200 amino acids. NCBI's taxonomy places the organism in Eukaryota, Metazoa, Chordata, Actinopteri, Anabantiformes, Osphronemidae. The transcript is spliced from 5 exons. Gene Ontology annotation, molecular function: GTPase activity; GTP binding; GDP binding. Gene Ontology annotation, cellular component: plasma membrane.
UAAAAUCUUCCGUGUCAUGUAGGGACUUCUCUUCCCAAGUAUAAACGAUCUUCGGUCGGUGCAAGGUGGGGCAGAGAGUGGCUUGUAAAACUUGUAAAAGUAGUUUGUAGGUCACUAUAUAGUGGAUUUUUCAGCAUACAACUGAAAAAUACGUUAACUGCAAGGCAGAGUUUUAAGACACUGGACUAACAAAUACAAGAGUCAUGGCCUCUGGGAAGAACAAGAGCCAGAGCUCUCUGGCUCUCCACAAGGUGAUCAUGGUGGGCAGCGGUGGAGUGGGAAAGUCUGCCCUUACUCUGCAGUUCAUGUACGACGAGUUUGUGGAAGACUAUGAGCCCACCAAGGCAGACAGUUACAGGAAAAAGGUGGUUCUGGAUGGUGAGGAUGUGCAGAUCGACAUCCUGGACACAGCAGGUCAGGAGGACUAUGCCGCCAUCAGAGACAACUACUUCCGUAGCGGGGAAGGAUUCCUGUUGGUUUUCUCCAUCAUAGAGCACGAGUCCUUCACAGCAAUUUCCGAAUUCAGAGACCAGAUCCUGCGGGUGAAGGAGGAGGAGAUGAUCCCACUACUAAUUGUGGGAAACAAAUCAGACCUGGAAGAUCGACGGAAGGUGUCUGCUGAAGAGGCCACAUCUAAAGCAAGCGAAUGGGGAGUUCAGUAUGUGGAGACUUCAGCCAAAACAAGAGCCAACGUUGACAAGGUCUUCUUUGAUCUCAUGAGGGAGGUUUGCAAGAAAAAGGUGUCCGAGAGUAAAGAAAAUGGGCCGAGCAGCAAGAAGAAGAAAAAGCCUUGCUGCAUACUUUAACCCCAAGGUGUCCAUUUAAAAACCAAAGAAACUGUCUGAGUGAACCAAACAGUAGCAGCUUUACACCAUAAAAUUCUGGAGUGCUGCACAGUUAAAAACAAUAAAAGCACCAGGUGAAAGGGGGGGGGGUUCUGAGUGCUCAGUGAUUUAUUUGUUUUUUUUGCCUCAAAUGUAUAGAAUCUGAAUUGUAUUUGAGGUAUUAUUGUUAUAUAAUCACUCAAAAUCUCACUUCCAGUAGAACAUAUAUGUUUGUUUUAACGUUGUCUGGGAAACCGUGGUACUUCCCCAUUUAUGCUUCCUCUUUAUGUACAUUCAUAACUUUGCCAGAAGUAUUUGAAUGAAUCACCAUAGCCUUUAAUUUGGCAUUUACUUUCUCCAUUUGCUAAACCUUCUACAGGAAUUCAUGUCGUUGAGAUCAGGGCUUGUGUAGGUCGGUCACAUUCCUUAAUUCCAAGUGAGUCCAAUAAGAAAUACAAUUAUAUAUUAUAAUUCCUUAAAUCCUUACAUUUGGGAAGUUUUGCACACCCCUAUAAAGCAUUUUACAGUGGUGGACAGCCUUCAGAUAAUCCUGCUUCAUGACAGUGGUGAGGUAAACAGUAGAUAUACUGUAUAUAGUGUUUAGAGGUUGAAAUACUUUAAAAAUAUUUAACUGGGCAACCCAGAUUUUUUCCAGCAAGCCUGUAAAAUAUAGUUAGAUUUCUUCCACUAUACAGUAUUCUGUUGGUUGAGCAGUUUCAUUACUCAGUGCUGUUAAGCCACUGCAGAUGAGAACAGACGAUUGUCAUAAUUGCAGGUUUAAAUGUCACUGCUAACAAACAUGUAUUGAACACCACUUUUUAAGGUUAUGUUUGUAGUAUUAUUUCAUUCCAGCCACUCAUUUUGUAUACCUAUUGUACAUGUAAAAUUUGUAAUCUUGUUAUACAGUAAGGGGAGUUCCUGUUUCCCUAAGUUCCCUAAUAUUCCCUAAAGAUUCAAGCUGUUGUAUUUAUGACAUUUGUGGUUGAGGGUUUUCAUUUUGAUGUAUAAAAACAAAAUGUUUAUUUGAAAUUAAAGUAAAGCACACUGA